AUGGAUCACACCUGUCUGAUGCAUGUCAUCCACUCACUAAAACAACAUCUCAAGGAUGGAAGAAUCACAUUUGGUGGACAAACGCCCCCUUCAUGUGAGGAGACGAACCUCCUUUCCGAACAAUAUGAUCCCCAGGUCGAGUGUACAUGCGAGGAUAUUGAGCCUGCCACCCGGCUACAAAAUAAAUGUAACUCUGGGCAACACGAAUGCCGUGCUAUUCGAAGCAUGAAGGAAGUCAUGGAAAAAGUCAUCGAGCGAAAAGACGAAUGGCAUAACACCGGUCUCUUCACACCAGCGAAACUCAGACUCGCAGUUGAUGAGCUGGUAAACUCAAACACCAAUAUACAAGAGUCUCCCAAAAUAUGCCUGGGAACAGAUAUAUUAUCUUCCAUCCCAAGAAUCCAAGCACCAGACCGUCGCCCAAACCCAUCUGUCGACACCAACCCUCGAAUCGGAAAUCAGCUAUACCCGACCGCCGAGCAACUCAAGAUCUGCACCGACGCAAAGUACUUCGGCGUGAUAUCUUGCGGCGGAAGUCUCUGUGAUGAAGGUUUGGCUCGCGCUGUGGCUGACUCAUGCAACGACAUCUUGAUCGGUGACUACUGCGAGGCCGCAGAUGCAAAGGGCCUCAAGCUACUCCAACAAGUCGGCGCGGCGGCCAUGUCAUUUUUGAAACUCUGCAAUAUGGCCGGUCGGGUCACAGACUGGCAGUUUAAUAACUUGUAUGCAUACAUCGUGCAGUGUCGGGUUCUCGGCUACUAUCGCGAUCACACCCGCUCUCAUCUGCCAGAUGGCAUCUAUGGAAGUCGGAUGACGGGACUCGGGGUGCAUAGACACAUCGAUGUUGCUGCUUUCCAUGGAGUUAUGACUGCUUCACUUGGGACGGGCCAGGAGGUGACUGAAGAGCAAUUCUCGCGGAUCGUGGAGGCGACAGUUUAUAUUAGUGAUUUUGUUGAUCUCCGUGGGGAUACUAUGCGCAAGCAACGUGAGAAUGUUAUACUCCGAGGCAUUCGAGGUGAUCUAUGCAAAUAUCUUGAUGAGACGAUUGGGAACUGCUUAGAUUUAGUGGCUGAUGUGAUUGAGUCGAGCGAAUUGGGAGCACUGGUUGUCAUGGGGUAUUGCAACUGGGCUAUCAUGUCAGCCCAUCAUAAGGUCUAUGAGUUGCUCAGGGGGAUUCAACAAGUUCAAAAACAAUCUGCGUGCGAAUAUGUGUCAGUGUCUCAGGCCACGCGAUAUGAACGGUUGAUUGAAGCGCUGAGGCCCUAUGGUACUCUUGGCAAUGAUGGACCACGAGUGUCAAAAAAGAGAAUUGAGAUGGAUAAGUCUUAUGCUCUCUGCCAAGGAUCUUCAGAGAAACAUCUCGCAUGGCUUGCUGAUGCUACUCGGAGCUUGUUAGAGCCGACAACGCUGAGGCAGGUUUUAGAUGUGGUGCAUUUCGAGUGGAGCGGCGACGUGGGGGCUGUCGAUUAUUGUCCUUGA
Penicillium vulpinum is the source of this 1479-nucleotide messenger RNA. RefSeq lists its product as uncharacterized. The record is from RefSeq and is a predicted model, not a curated record. The transcript has a single exon. Bases 1 to 1479 code for a protein of 492 amino acids. NCBI's taxonomy places the organism in Eukaryota, Fungi, Ascomycota, Eurotiomycetes, Eurotiales, Aspergillaceae.